AUCGGAUUUAUGUCGCGCUACUUCGGAAAUGUGACGAGUUGUCAGGUGAAAAUACUGUUUUACAGAUCUAUCUAUAAGUGCAGGUAAGCUGAGCGACAUUCCGCUACCAAUCUGGCUCGUCCACAUCUGAGUCAAUGACACGCCACAAAGAAAGGGCCCCUCGCUUGAUGCCACACUUUAACCGGACGGUGUGCAUCACGGCGCUGCCCAUGGCCGAACAGCCUACAAAGCCAUGUUGCUUCAGGCACGAAAUAAUCGUCACCCACGGCAGAGUGAAGACUGUUCAGUGCUACAUCACGGUGUAUGAGUUGUCCUGGGCACAGCUCCAGGAAACGGUCAUUCGGCUCAACAUUCAACAGCCUGUAGACGCCACGGGAGAAAGUGCAUUUCAGAUUUUCCAGCUCAUCCUCCUCCAGAUCCCAGCGGGCCUGGGCUUCGAGGCUCACCCGAAAGUUACAGGAGCCAAUUGUGCAGCCCGACAACCGCCAUGGUGGGCCCCAUCGAUGAGAGAGAAAACCCCUGCACUAUCUCCUCGUUGUGCCGCGCCAUGUAUCUCGGGCGCCAGGAUCAAUGGCCAGCGCGCAUUCAAGGUCUCUUGCCGAUGGUUGAUAUGAUCCAUCAGGAUCUUGUUCGACUCACUGAGGA
Molecule: messenger RNA, 645 nt
Organism: Aspergillus japonicus CBS 114.51
Lineage: Eukaryota; Fungi; Ascomycota; Eurotiomycetes; Eurotiales; Aspergillaceae
Exons: 2
Coding region: 135-614 (159 amino acids)
Source: RefSeq, a predicted model, not a curated record